Molecule: messenger RNA, 2717 nt
Organism: Leptidea sinapis
Lineage: Eukaryota; Metazoa; Arthropoda; Insecta; Lepidoptera; Pieridae
Product: insulin-like growth factor-binding protein complex acid labile subunit
Exons: 4
Coding region: 344-2575 (743 amino acids)
Molecular function (GO): protein binding
Source: RefSeq, a predicted model, not a curated record
CCUACCUUUAAUUUGGCUCACACAAUGUUACCUGGUGAACAAACGUGCACGUAGAAGUGAGCCUCUUACUUGUAUUGGUGUAUUAAAUAAAGAAAAAAACUUGCGGAGAGCUUACACAAAUACAAAUAAUUUCAAGUGCAAAUUAGUGUCUUGAAAAAAUGUAGAAAGCAAAAAUAAAAUAAAUAAAAACAUAAGUUUACGCUGUUGCGAACACAGAGGACCCAUUUAAGAUUACGACAAAGUGAUACCACGCAGUGACAUAGAAAAAAUCUACCUAGUUUGUUUGCUGUGCAGAUUUGAUAGCAAUAAUAUACGUUUCAGAUAGUAAUGAAACAGGGAAGUGAUGAUUCUGUUGAGGAUAUUAAGUUUGUUCUUCAUCACCUUGGCGAACUCCGACCUGUUGGAAUUCGAUGACAGUUCCAAUGAAGUUUGUUUAAUAUGCAUUUGUAAUAUGGACAAAACGAGUGUGGACUGUUCACGGAGAGGAUUGACAGAUGUUCCUGAAGGAAUACAUACUAAGGUUAAGAAACUCAACAUGUCAAAUAAUGAAAUAUUUUCAUUUCCGAAAAAUCUUAAAAGGCUGUACAACUUAAAUUCUUUAGAUCUCAGUGGGAAUCAACUCAGUGAAAUACCGGAAGAAGCAUUUAACAAUUUAACUGCACUUGAAGUUUUAAACUUAUCGAGAAACCAUUUUGAAUCGUGGCUGCAAAUAAAUCCGAACGAGGUUCUACAACCGAUGACUAAUUUGAAAAUUUUGGACCUGUCUUUUAACAAAUUUGGAACAAUGGGCAACCUGGCAAAUCAAGAACUUCUUAUAAGUCCUUCACUUGAAACACUAAUUUUAGACAACUGCGAAAUAGAGUCAGUUCAUGGACGAUCCCCAUUAAGCGGUCUUAUUAACAUUAGAGUUUUCAAAUUAAAUAAUAAUCCAUUGAUAGGGUUCCAAAAUCUAAUUUCACCAACACUUAAGAGCUUAUAUGUAAGUAACUGCCGUCUUAGCUAUAUAAGUCCGAAUGAGUUAUCGUACUUACCUUCGUUGGUCUAUUUGAAAAUGUCUCAUAAUUAUCGCCUGGAAUUGUCAUCAACUGUCAAUUCAUUGUUUUCGGUUUCACUUCGAUACUUGGACAUAUCGUAUUGUAAUAUAAAUCAACCUAGCUUAAAAGGCUUCCCAAACUUGAGAAAGGCUAUCAUAAAUCACAAUAUGAUUAGAUUCUUAUCAAGCAAUGAAUUUAAUAAUAACACAAAACUGGAACAUCUUGAUCUAUCUUAUAACAAUGUAGCCUCUGUGAUGGGAGACACGUUUCGUGGUCUAACAUCAUUAAAAUUUCUCGAUCUAUCUUGGAAUCAAAUUGCACAUAUACCAGAAAAUUCUUUAGUGGAAAUGCCAGCACUUACACAAAUUAAAUUGGCGAGAAACUACCUUACAAGGGUAGGACACCUAAAAUCCACCUCUCUAGCUAUCAUUGAUAUGAGCUCUUGUGAGAUUAAUCUACUAGGAAAGGACUCACUGGAAGGACUACCAUCUUUAGUGGACCUAGAUUUAUCACAUAAUCUUAUCUCAUCCAUACCAGAAAGCAUUUCAUCAAAUACUCUAAAAUAUCUUAAUCUUAAUUACAACAGACUGAGUUCCGUGAAUAACUUUACGUUUUUUAUGCUACCACGCCUAACUGGCCUCGGGGUGAUCGGAAAUAGAUUUACAACAAUAUGGAGUCGAUUUUACUUUCUAUCAAACCCAUAUCUAGAAAGACUUGAUCUAAGUGACAAUUUAUGGCGAUGUGAUUGUGAGGAUGAGAAUAUGUUUGAUUUUUAUGAAUAUGUUACGCUGGAACCAAACAAAAAGGAAGAGUCAUAUAGUUUAAUAUGUCACAGUCCUAACAAUGUUGUAGGCCAAACAUGGCUAGAAGCAUGUUACUUCACUUGGAAUCCCAGUGAAAGAGGACCAAAUCCAAAUAAUUUGGUUUGGUUCAUUAUUGUAAUGAUUGUAGGAUUAGCACUAUGUUUACUGUUAAUAAAUGGGAUUAAGAGUUCGAUGAAUCGUCGUCUUGCAACAAUACAAGCUGAAAGAGAGCGCCAGAUUGAAGCUGCUAGAGACCGGCUAAGGCAGAUUCGAUUAAGAGCAGAACAAGAAGCUUUAGUAAAUACACCAGAUCCCAGAGAUUUGAUUGCACCUCCCACCUACGAUGAGGCUCUCUCUAUGCCUAAGUUAAAUGUUUCUUGUCACUCACUGAAUGAGACCGGUUCUGGUAAAGGUAGAAGGAAAAGAGGUCGUCGAAAAACUAAAUCCAGUGGCGAUCUGCUGGAAGAAACUGAAAGGGAUAUUCAAGAAUCUGAAUUAGAAUUAACAGAAGUGCCAGAUGAUAGACGACGCCGACGUCGUCGACGAUCCAAGAAAUAUGGAAGUCACGAGAUAGCUGAGUAUGAUCAAUCUCCAGGUGUAAGGAGAAGGCUCAUGUCUGACCAUGGCACUGUAGACGACAGUGUCAUAGUGCAAGUCGAGGCCGAAUUAGAAAACCCAGUGCAUUCGAGAAAUCGCAGACACUCUGUAGACGAAGUACCAACCGAAAGUAAUUUUUAAGUGUAUUUCUAUAAUCGUAAUGAUUCAGUCACUAGUUUUUAUAUAUUAUGUGUAAAUAGCAUUAGUAUUUAAAUUUAUAUUCUGUAUUAAUUAUUUUUGAAAUGUAUUUUGUAAUAAAUAGCGCAGUAAAACUUGUUUUCAA